Molecule: messenger RNA, 2711 nt
Organism: Penaeus monodon (black tiger shrimp)
Lineage: Eukaryota; Metazoa; Arthropoda; Malacostraca; Decapoda; Penaeidae
Biological process (GO): DNA-templated transcription initiation
Cellular component (GO): nucleus
Molecular function (GO): zinc ion binding
Source: RefSeq, a predicted model, not a curated record
UGAAUGUACAUAUGCCCAUUUAUAAAAUGACACAUUCUUUAAUCAUUUUAAAAAAUUCUUAAUAAGACCAGAGAAGACACUAAGCACAAAACGACAAAGCAUUCUUAAGAUGUUAGAGUCAGUGUGACAGAAAAUGGCUUGUGUGAGAAUUGCACCUUUUCUUUGAAAUGCAACUUAGGCUUAAGAUCAAGAGACUAUAUGACAUGUUGUCCCUAGGAGAAGACAGGGCCCUAAGCAGCUUGAAACUAAAGCGAAAUUUAGAAUCUCUGGUGGAAGAAUUUAAUAAAUCUGAGGGAGAGGUUUGUGCUGCUGUGAAAGUGACUAAACAGGAUAGUGUGGUGGUAGCCCUUUGCACCCCCUUGAUGAAGAGGGUUCACAUCCAUCUGGAUAACUGUGGAGAGGUGUGUUUCCUUGACACGCCAAGUGCUUCUUUUUCCACAGACUGUCGUCCUUAUUUCUUCAUUAGUCACAGUGUUGCUGGAGGGUUGCCAUUAGGGGUUGCUAUUAUAGAUAAGGUUAAUGAAGACACACUCUUUGAGGCAUUUGAACUUUUGAAAACUAUUUUGCCUGUAAAUGCUUUUGGUGGACGCAAUCUUUUAGGACCCAAAAUUAUCUUAACAAGGAGGUCUCAAAUUGAGCAAAAUUCAUUGGCACGGGCCUUUCCCUUAGUAACAACCAUAGUGUGCUGCCUUCAUCUCAUCCAGUCUGUGUGGCACAGUGUUCUGCUAAAGAGCAUAACCUCCGACAGUCACCGAGCAAGACUGAUGAAGCUUCUGAAGAACAUGGUGCAUGCAAACUCACAGGUUGAGAUGUACCAGAGAAUGACACAAAUGCUAGAAGACUCUGUCGUAUCUAAGUACCCUUCCUUUAAGACGUAUGUGAUAAAUGAGGUGUACGGCCGUCGGGAAGACUGGUUGGACAGAUGGGAAAAGCAUGUGAACCUCCGUAGCACCUACUACAAGCACAUCUUUACUCUGAGUCGGCAAGCGCUUGGUGACAAGAUAAUGCACCGCUGUAGGACUUAUAACAUGCCUCGGUUGUUCCACUUCUUCAUGACGCGGCUUGACAACUACUACAAACAUCGGCUUGAGGGCAUUAUCAGUGGUAAACCAGUAAUGCAGACUUAUAAGUAUAUGCCCAUUGCAACUGUUGUAGAUCAUGAUAAGAAUGUAAAGCUAAACGAAGACUACUACGUCAUCACGACCAAAGGCAGCAUGACAGAGAAGCACAGCCUUGAUCUCUUUGCUAGUGUGUGCUCCUGUAAUGUGGGUCGCUGGGGGGCACCUUGUCAGCAUCAAUCAUCUGUGAUCUGCAAGUACAAUUUAUUCCCCUUCAGCCCUCACUUGAAGUACGACGCGAACUUUAAAAAAUCCAUGAAGUACAUAGCAACAGGACAUGACCUUCUUCCAAAGUACAAGUUACCUUAUCAUCAUCUCACGGACAGUACACAAUUGAUUAGAGUCUGUGAGGAACCUGUCUUUAUUGAUGUAGAGGAGGAGUCUCCACCUGUGGCGUGUGCAUCAGAAGGGGAUGACACUCCUCAGGAUGAAGACCUUGAUGUGUUGAAAGCCAUAGAAGACAUGAAUUUCAACACUACUUGUGAAGAUCCUUUGCAAAUUGGCAACAUGGAAGGAGAUCCAGACUGCCUCAUUGUGGAUGACAUCCUGGCAAGGGAUGAUUGCACCCCACCGACACCACCAGCAAUCCUGGAUAAAAUUCUACUCCCUGAAGACAGUAUAAUGGAUGUUCUGGAACAAAUAGAAGGGAACGAACAGCAGCCAGUCUCUGAAAGCAUGAUUUUAGGCUUUACAACAGGGAAUGACACAAGUGAAUGUACAGAAACAAACUGUGUGUCAUCCCCAGUAUGUGACAAACUCGUAGAUGAAUUACCUCCUUCUAGUGAGAGUGUUGAAGUCCUAGAGCCAAUUGAUGACAUGAAUCUUUUCUUAGAUGUAGCGAACAGUAUGGAUGAAAUUCCAGUGAAGGAAAGGAACACAAUCCCGGAAUCCAUGAGUGAUGUUCUUAAAUGUAGUGAAGAUAUAGAUAUGGUAGCUAUAGAUAAUUUGGAUGAUUCAGUGCAUGUAUCGGAUAACAGAUUUCAGUCCUCGGAACCAGUGUUUGUUGAUGUUGAAAUGGAAGUUUCUAGUGACUCUCUCAAGGCACAUGACCCAAGUUGUAGUGAAGUCAGUGAUAAUGGCACUGAUAUACGUUCAGAACAGGUGACAGGUAUUGCAGAAUCUACAGAUCCCUUAGGAACUUUGCCUACAGUUGAAGAACGACUGUCCUUAGCAAUCAAGGCUGUCAAUGAGGAGAAGAGAAUGAAACGUAGCAAAAAUCCACGCAGAGAUGUGCUCAAGGCCUUCAGAGCAGCUUGUCAGAAGAUCAUAGAAAAGGCAGAAGGGAACAGGGUGCUCCUACUUCCUGCCUUGACCAUCUUUGCCAAGUUCACAGAGAAAAUUGCAACGGAUCUUCAGCUAGCUCUUGCCCUCUACAAAUUUGCGGGAUUCAUCGACGGUACAGAUGUUGGGCAGCAUCCAGCCCAGCAGGAGAACAGUACUUUGGAGGCAGAGGAGCGUCAAUGUCAACUGCUGCUGAGGAUGGAGCAAGAGAGUGCAAUGCGUCCACAGAGGAAACGAAGGAGAUCGCAGGAGGAGCAGCCAGAGCAUCAGCCUAGUAUAUGGAUAGAGUUGCCACAGGUGCAACAAGAAGAA